This is a messenger RNA of Alternaria postmessia, 918 nucleotides long. RefSeq lists its product as uncharacterized. The record is from RefSeq and is a predicted model, not a curated record. Bases 1 to 918 code for a protein of 305 amino acids. NCBI's taxonomy places the organism in Eukaryota, Fungi, Ascomycota, Dothideomycetes, Pleosporales, Pleosporaceae. The transcript has 3 exons.
AUGUCUGUCAUUGCUGUCGCAGGAGGAACCGGAAAGCUCGGCCGUACUAUAGUCGAAGCCAUCCUUGGACAGGAGAAGCAUCAGGUCGUCGUCCUCGCUCGACUGGGCAGCGAAUCCAAAGCCAAAGAGCUCGGCGUACCCGUACUUGGGCUUGACUACAGCAACGUGGAGGCUAUCAGGGACGUCCUACAAUCCAAUGAUGUUGGCACGGUCAUCUCGACUCUGGACACUAUGGCUGGAGCGGAGCCAGAGAUAGCAUUGAUCAGAGCCGCGGAUCUGUCCACCAGCACGAAGCGAUACAUCCCAAGUUUCUGGGGAAUCCGAUAUACGCCUGAAGUGAAAGCGAUUUUUCCGGUAGCCGAAACUAAGCUCGCUGCGAUGACAGCUCUCGAGGCUUCGUCUCUCGAGUACACCUGUGUGAUCAACGGCUUUUUUCUUGACUACUACGUUAUACCCAAGGUUCAGUCACACAUGGGACCAUUUCCUGUCGUCCUUGAUAUGGCCAACAACGCUGCAGCAAUUCCCGGAUCUGGCGACGUGCCUGUCGCUUUCACGCACACUACGGAUGUUGCGCGUUUUGCUGCUAGUCUGCUUGACCUCCCCACCUGGCAACCCGAAUCCUAUAUCGUUGGCGAGAAGCUGACAUGGAAAGAAUUCGUGGCUAUAGCUGAAGAAGUCAAAGGCGUCAAGUUCGAUGUGCAGUUUGAUCCGUUGGAGAACUUGCAAAAGUACCAAGUAACCGAGUUACCUGGACAUAAGGACCUUUAUCCUUUCUUUCCAAAACAGAUGCUACAGCCCUUCAUAGCCACGUUUGGCAUACUAUUCGCCAAGGGGUUCUUUGAUUUCGAUGCGAUUCCUGGACAGGGGGGUAUGAAGGCACGAGGCGUGAAGGAACUCGUAGAGCAGGCUUGGCGAUAA